Molecule: messenger RNA, 5985 nt
Organism: Cydia amplana
Lineage: Eukaryota; Metazoa; Arthropoda; Insecta; Lepidoptera; Tortricidae
Product: fatty acid synthase-like
Exons: 36
Coding region: 1-5985 (1994 amino acids)
Biological process (GO): fatty acid biosynthetic process
Molecular function (GO): fatty acid synthase activity; oxidoreductase activity
Source: RefSeq, a predicted model, not a curated record
AUGUCGCAACCGGCGAACAAUCUCAAUGGACGUUGCAAGCCGGGGAGCGUUGUCAUCUCGGGUGUAUCCGGCUCUUUCCCACGGGCGCGCCACGUCAAAGAAUUAUCAGACAUCUUGUACAACAAGGUGAACCCAAUCUCACACGACGAGCUCCGUUGGAACUACAACCACCCCGAGGUUCCGCAGCACGUCGGUCUGAUCCCAGACCUGGACAAGUUCGACGCCCAGUUCUUCAAGGUGUCGUACCGUCUAGGGGUCAACAUGGACCCUAUGUCGAGGACUAUACUUGAACAUACUUACCAGGCUAUUUACGACGCAGGUGUUAAUCCUCAACAAUUGUCUGGGAAAAAGAUCGGCGUUUACAUCGGUAGCUGUUUGUCGGAAACCGAGAAAAUUGGACUAUACACAUACGGGAAAACUGGACUUGGUAUUGUUGGAUGCAACAAAUCAAUGUUCGCGAAUCGGAUCUCGUACUGGCUGAAUAUUAAAGGGCCGUCUCAAGCCAUCGACGGCGGGUGCUGCAGCUCGGCCGUCGCGCUGGAGCAAGCUUGCCAAGCGAUGGCGCACGGCGCCUGCGACGGGGCCAUCGUUGGUGGGUGCAACCUGUGCUUGCAUCCGCAGACUUCUGUUCACUUUGGCAGAAAUAUAAAAUUAUGCAAAGAUGGUAAAACAAAAUCGUAUGACAAAGCAGCGGAUGGGUGCGUCAAAUCUGAAGCCAUAAGCGUACUGUUUUUACAGAGAGCCAAAGACGCUUUAAGAAUUUACGCCGAAGUCGUAUCCGCCAAGACAGCAUAUUCAUCGCUCGACAAUACUGGCACCUUCAAGCGGACUCCGGAAGAAAUCACAAGAUUUUUAAAGGAGUUUUACGAUGGAAUAAAAGUAUCGCCACGGGAUGUCGACUACGUCGAAGGAUUUGGUGCAGCUGACUUGGACACCGACGAGGCAGAACUAGUGGCCAUAGAUAAUGUUUUUAGCCCGGGUCGCACCGAGCCCCUUUACGUCGGCAGCGUCAUGUCAAACGUGGGAUAUUGCGAGUCCGCGUCGGGCGUAGCGGCGAUCACUAAGGUUCUUCUAGGCUUCCACACUGGUAUUCUAGCAGGCAACCUGCACUACACUCAGCCGCGGGAUGAUGUGGCGGCGUUGCGUGACGGUCGGAUUAGGAUCCUGAGCGACCACAAGCCCGCAGGCCCGUACGUCGCCGUCAACGGUCUGUCGGUGACUGGCGUCAACUCACAUGUGCUUCUACGAGGACAUUACAGCGCUAAGGACUUGACCAAAUAUCGGAGCUCUAUUCCACGAUUGGUGUUGCUUUCGGCCCGUACGGACUCUGCUGUACAAAACAUAAUCAAUGACUUGAAGUCACGGCCUAUAGACGCUGAAGAGUUGGCGCUGAUCCAGAAUAUACACUCUUCGAAAAUAAAUGGCCAUCUGGGCAAAGGAUUUGCUGUCUUGGAUACAGACAAAGAAUGUAAAACGAUGAGCUUGUGUGAACGGGCUGCAUACUUCGACGGCGGCUCUCGGCCCCUGUGGUUCGUGUACAGCGGCAUGGGCUCGCAGUGGAGCGGCAUGGGCGCGCAGCUCAUGCGCAUACCCAUCUUCGCUGCUGCUAUUGAACGCUGUCGACGAGCACUGGAACCGAAGGGCAUCGAUAUUGUCCACAUCAUAACUUCGCCAGAUGAAUCGAUCUACAACAACAUUCUUCACUCAUUCGUGGGUAUUGCUGCCGUCCAAAUUGGCCUGACUGAUAUCCUCUUGCAACUGGGAUUGGUUCCGGAUAAGAUUAUAGGCCACAGCGUGGGUGAGCUGGGAUGCGCCUACGCAGAUGGCUGCUUAACGGCCGAGGAGAUGAUUCUGUCUGCCUACAGCCGAGGUCUCGUCUCCAUCCAAACACCCUUCAUACGUGGCGCCAUGGCCGCCGUUGGUAUCGGGUUUGAACAGGUCUCUACGAUGUGUCCACCAGAAAUCGAAGUGGCCUGCCACAACUCGCCCGACUCCUGCACGCUCUCCGGACCUGCAGAUGCUUUGACCGAGUUCGUCGCUCGGUUGACCGCUCAGGGAAUAUUCGCGAAGGAGGUCCCUUGCUCCAACAUCGCGUAUCAUUCUCGAUACAUCGCCGAAGCGGGACCAGGACUUCUAAAAUACUUGAAAGAAGUAAUCAAGACUCCGAGACUCCGCAGCGAGCGCUGGGUGUCGACCUCGGUGCCGCAGGAGCGAUGGGGCGAAGAGAUGACCAAGUAUUCCUCGGCUGAGUACCAUACUAACAACCUUCUGAACUCGGUGCUCUUCGAAGAGACAUCGCAGCUGAUCCCUCGCGACGCGGUGCUGGUGGAGGUGGCCCCGCACGGGCUGCUGCAGGCCAUCCUCAAGCGCGCCAUGCCGACCUGCGCACACGUGCCCCUCACGCGGCGCAAGCACCCAGACAACGCGCGCAUGCUGCUCGAAGCAAUAGGACAGUUAUUCAUGGAAGGAUAUUAUCCGGACAUACGUCACUUGUAUCCAAAAAUGGAGUUCCCUGUCUCCACGGGCACUCCUCACCUGUCUCCUUUAGUGGAAUGGGUUCACCAGGAGAAAUGGCAUUUGGCGCAGUAUGCCAGUGCAGUAAGGAGUUCGGCAGCAACUUGCACUUUCAAGAUAACCCUACAUGAUGACGAGUAUGCUUAUCUACGAGGAAAUCGGGUGGGAGGCAAAACGGUGUUCCCGUUCGCCGCUGCGCUAGUGUGCGCAUGGGACACGCUGGCAAUGGUGGCGGGCGCUCCUCGCCGAGUGGCGUCCGUCACAUUCGACCAGGUGGAGCUCUACUCGCAGCCUAUACUGCACGACUCGCGACUGCUGCGCCUCACCGUUGCACUGCAUCGUGGGACCGGCCGCUUUGAGAUUGACGACGGUAUCACAAAAGUGGCUUCAGGUUACAUCAGGUUGAAGAAAACUGUUCUAUCAAAUAUGACUGAUAGUGAACAAGAUUCAAAGGAAGACAUUAAAUUUGGAACGAAGGAAAUUUAUCAAAUUUUGAAUGAGAAAGGCCACAUGUACCGAGACGAAUUUCGGGGCAUACGCGAAGCAAACGCGUCCAUCACGGACGGCCUCGUGACCUGGACGGGUCGCUGGGAAUCAUUCCUCGACUCACUUCUACAGUUGAACGCGCUUCAGCACUACACGCUCAACCACAACGCACGCGAGCGCGUACAGCCUUCCUUUAUACGCGAGAUCACUAUCGACGCAGACCUCGCUAAAACAGUACAAGUGGACACUGAUAUGAAGGGUGCAGAAACUGUAAACGUGUUGGAAAAUGGAAAAGCGCAGACAAAUGGAAAAACACUGGCACACAAAAAACCUUCGGCAAACGGAAACAUGCUGGAAAAUGGAAAAGCGCUGAAAAAUGGAAAAGCGUUGAAAAAUGGAAACAAUUUGGAGAAUGAGAACUUAUUGGGAAAUGGAGACGUUGAAAAUGUCCAAUCUUUGCAAUUUGUCAACGCGUUACAAGAUGACCGCAUAUCGGUUCACUUCGCUGGUCUGAAUGCUAGAGAUCUUCAAACAAAAGGGGUGCUUAAAGAUAAUACCAGUGAGGGUGGUUAUGGAAUGGAUUUCAGUGGAAUCGACAAAAAUGGGUCUCGAGUGAUGGGCCUGCUUCCCGGCGGCGCGUCGCGCCCGUCAGUGCGCGUGCGGCGGGAGCUCCUGUGGCCGGUGCCGGCGCACUGGAGUCUCGAGGACGCCGCCUCCGUGCCUUUCGCCUACUCACACGCGCUCUACUGCCUUGCCAUCAGAACGCAGCUGGCUCCGCGCUCGACGGUGCUGGUCGGGCACGGCGCGGGCGCCACGGGGCUCGCCAUCAUAGCGCUGGCGCUGCACUGCGAGUGCCGAGUGUUUGUCGUCGUCGGCGGUGUCGACAAACGGCGGUUUUUGCUGAAAACAUUCCCGAAACUUAACGCUGAUGAUAUCAUAUGCUGCCGAAACGACAACUUUGUGGAGCGUGUGAUGCCAGCUACGAAUGGACGAGGUUGUGACUAUAUCAUAUGUGGGAGAGGAGAUUACAAGGAUAGACUCCAAUAUUUGCUGGCGGAAGGCAUCACCGGCGGCUGGGUGCGGCCGCUACCGCGCGUGACUUAUGACGCACACGAGCCGGCGCGCGCGCUGCGCAUGCUUGCGCGCGGCGCGCGAGGCCGCGUGCUCCUGCGCGUGCAAGAUAUCGCGUCGCAGCCUGAGGCCAGGCUGAGUUGUGGCGGAUGUCAGCUACUGGUGUCCGACGAUGAAGGCCUAGCCCUGCGCCUGGCCGGGCGCCUGCUGCGUCGCGGCGCCCGCGCACUGCACAUCCAGCUCCCCCGCUCCUCGCCUCGCCUCAACCUUGCUAUACAAUUCUGGCGAAAGGUAGGCGUGCAUGUUGGAAUAUCGUCAGAAGACCUGGAACAGAAGGAGUGUGCAUCAAAUCUACUGAAACAAAGCUUAGCCUUGGGUCCGGUAGAGGGCGUGUUUGUCGUGAUGACCAAACAGACUCAUCGAUCACAAUGUGCUUACAGCUCGCUAUUGGCUGAGUUGGACGCAAAAACUAGGCAGCAUUCUCCAUAUUUGAAGUACUUUGCAGUGAUCGGUGUUAAUACAUCUCUAGGAGAGAAAUUCUGUAUUUCACGGGCAGGAGAUGGGUUACCAGCAACCAUGCUUUCCAUAUCGACGAACAAAAAGGAUCAAGUAGACAUUACGGAGAUAUUGCCAGCGAGUUACGAAGACAUAGUUGAUGCCACGGAGCAGGCUUUGCAGGCUAACAAGCCUGUUGUAUUUGCUCAUUCCUCUCCGGAGCGCCAAGACUCCCUGUUACGACAAAUAGAAGAAAUUGCUGGUAUCAUCAUAUCAGAAUAUACAAUCGACGGGCAAUCAUUGCUAGAUUUGGGCUUAGCCGUUGAUAAAGUGCAAGUGCUAUGGUCUUAUUUAAAAGACAAGCUAAAUAUUACCAUCUCUGAAGAAGAAAUACCAUUGCUGACUGUCAGAGAGAUACGAGAAAUUGAGAGGAAUAUCAAGGAAUCAGAUCACGCGUGUGUACAAGGCUUGAGUGUAUUCUUCCCGUUUGUUGAUUCUGACGAGCUGUAUGCCACGAUAGACGACGUAAUGAUGCCUACCCUCACGCAGAGCAGCGAUAUGCGAGACGACGAGUUCGACGCGUCGGUAGCUUGUCUGUACAUAGUACCAGGACUACAAGGCCUUCACCAGCGGUACAGCACACUAUGUGAGCGCCUACAACUGGCGGCUGUCGUGCUGCAGCCCGGACUCGACCAGCCUAAUGAGUCUCUACAGGAGAUCACGGCGAGAUACGUCAAGACAUUCCUAAAGAAAAAAGCCGCCACAAAUCAAUUUUACUUGUUGGGUCACGAGAUAGGCGUACUGUCAGCACUGGAGAUGGCUGCUUCACUAGAAGAUCUCGGUAUGACAGGCACAGUGUUCUGCCUGGGCGGCGGUCCAGACGAGUUCGUGGCCGAGCUGGAGCGGCAGCUGCGCGUGGCGUGCGGCGACGACACGGAGGCGACACUGCAGGAGGAGGUGGCGCGACACAUGUGCGCGCUCAUGGGCGUCGCGUCGCCGGAACUCGACGCGGCGUUGCGCGGCGCGCAAACGUGGCCACUGAAGGUGGAUGCAAGCGUGCGCGCGCUACACGGGCGCGUAAGUUACUCCAUGCAGUACGCGCGAUUGCUCAUAGAGGCGGCCUACGCGCGCGUGACGCUCGCGCGGCGGCGCGCGCCCCCCGCGCCCCGCGCGCUGCGCUCGCGCGUGGUGCUGCUGCGCUCGCCCGGCGCGCCGGCCGCGCCCCGCCUGCAGCAAUACUCGCAAGAGCCUCUGGUCGUGCACGAUCUGAGCGCGCCGUUGCCGCACGCGGCCGACGACCUCCGCGCCGCCGCCAUUAUCAACCGCUAUCUCGACGAAGACACGAAGAAGUACUUCGCUAACAAAAAUCUAUGUCACACGUAUUUGCUAAAUCGUAAUUGUUUCUUUGAAUCGAACUAA